Molecule: messenger RNA, 1927 nt
Organism: Mandrillus leucophaeus (drill)
Lineage: Eukaryota; Metazoa; Chordata; Mammalia; Primates; Cercopithecidae
Gene: PNLDC1
Product: poly(A)-specific ribonuclease (PARN)-like domain containing 1
Biological process (GO): nuclear-transcribed mRNA poly(A) tail shortening
Cellular component (GO): cytoplasm; endoplasmic reticulum
Molecular function (GO): RNA binding; poly(A)-specific ribonuclease activity
Source: RefSeq, a predicted model, not a curated record
ACGUGAUAGCCCUGCGCGACUCGGCAGAGCUGCGCGGCCAUGGACGUGGGCGCCGACGAGUUCGAGGAGAGCCUCCCUCUGCUGCAGGAGCUCGUCCAGGAGGCGGACUUCGUGGGGGUGAGCCCAGGUGCCUCGGCCGCCUGCAGAUCUACAGUGUGUGGAGUGCUGGCGAUGUUCUGCACCCGAGGACUGGUAUUUUUUGCCUUCCUGGCAGGUCUGGACAUAGAGUUCACUGGCCUUCGAUCUAACCUGUCUGGACCCCAGCAGAUCAGUCUUUUUGAUUUGCCAUCGGAGUGGUACCUAAAGACCCGUCAGAGCAUUCAGCAAUUUACAAUCUGUCAGAUUGGAUUGUCUGUGUUUUCUGCUAUUGAAGGAGAAGCAAACAAGUAUAUAGCCCAUUCGUGUAACUUUUUUCUCUUCCCCACAACGUUUGGGAUUUUGGACUCAGAAUUCUCUUUCCAGGCUUCCAGUGUUCAGUUUUUAAAUCAGUAUGGCUUCAACUAUAACAAGUUUCUCAAAAAUGGAAUCCCAUAUAUGAAUGAAGAACAGGAGAAGAAAAUUCGACACGAUAUCCUGACUGGGAACUGGAGAGUUCGCAGCUCUCCGGAUAAAGACCAAAUCAAGGCGGUGAUUGACAAAGUGACACGGUGGCUGGACCUGGCCAAGGAAGGUGACUGGAUGACUCUUCCUGGGAUCGCUGGCUUCCAGGCCUUUGAGGUCCAACUGGUGCUGAGGCAGGCCCUCCCCGACAUCUGGACGGUGCUGAAAGAUGAGGGGGUGGUAGUGAAGAAAGUGAGUAAACAACAUCGUUGGUAUCUUCAGAACACCUCUUGUGACCAAGAGAGCUGUUGGAAGGAAAAUAUUCUUCUCUCUGCAAGAGGUUUUUCUGUCUUUUUCCAAAUGCUGGUGAAAGCCCAGAAGCCCUUAGUGGGACAUAAUAUGAUGAUGGACCUGCUGCACCUCCAUGAGAAGUUCUUCAGACCCCUCCCAGAAAGCUACGAUCAAUUUAAGCAGAAUAUCCACAGCCUAUUUCCUGUUCUCAUUGAUACCAAGAAUGUAACAAAGGAUAUCUGGAAGGAGAUGAAUUUCCCGAGGGUGUCGAAUCUUUCCGAAGUCUAUGAAGUCCUGAACAGUGACUUGAAUCCCACCAAGAAUUCUGGACCAGAGAUUGUUCACGCAAGCAGGUGUGAGAAAUACGGUACAGAAAGCAUGAGCAUGCACAUUUUGAUAAGCUCUGUUGCACUUCUUUUUUCCAUCCUAGUUCUUUUGAAAGUGGCACACUUGCUUCUACAGAAGAUACAUGGCAUCGACCCCGUGCCCGAGUCGUCCUUUCCUCAGUACCUCGACGUGCUGGCUCCUUACGUGAACCAAGUGAACCUCAUCCGCGCGGGGGUCCGAAAGAUCAAUUUUUCUGGUCCAGAUUAUCCCAGUAUCCGACCUCCCAUCCUCAUCCUCAGCAUCAAAAGGUGGCCCGGGGUCAGCGAGCAGCAAGUCUACCAUAAGUUUCAGAAUCUCUGCAAGUUUGAUGUCAGGCGACUCACAAGAAGCCAGUUCUUACUCCUGACCAAUAAGUUUAAGGACGUGCGAAACGUCCUGAAGGAGUACCGGGGCCACCCGACCCUGUGCAUCUCCCUGUACCGCUACUGGAGGCACUCCCCAGACGUCAACUGCGUGCUCCAAGUCUGUGGCAUAGUGACUGCCUGGGCCCUUCUCGCGUUCAUCUUCGGAAGAUCUGGUCCCUGAGCGCAGCGAGGCCUCCUGCGGCCACCCUCAGGUCCCCGUGCUCUCUGGAAGGUGUGCUGGCUGUGUUUGUGUAAAUCAGAUUCUGUUUGCAGAUGGAUCUGUUUGGUCGUUUCUAGAAAUUCUGUUAUGUCCUGAACACGAAAUUCUGUCAGCACUCUCAAUGAUAAAUCAGCCGUUGGGUAUC